UUCAUUCUUUUAUAUUCAAAGAGAGGAGGAAGUCAGAGACUGUGUUCUCCAAUGGAAAACCAAAGAAGCUUCAUCUUCUUUUUUCUUCUCUUCUCCUUCACAAUCACUAGUUCAGCUGGUCAUGCAGGCCAAGAACUACAUAAACAGCCCCAUAAGGCUGUUAAACUGUUUGUGUUUGGAGACUCGUAUGCCGAUACUGGGAAUCGAAACAAAACAGAUAGUCCGUCAUGGAAUGAACCUUAUGGUAUCACUUUUCCUGGUAAACCGUCAGGCCGAUUCUCUGAUGGUCGUGUCCUCACCGAUUAUGUAGCUUCUUCUCUGGGAGUAAAAUCUCCAUUGCCAUAUGAACAGAGGCAGCACGCCACAACAUCGCAGUUACGAUAUGGAAUGAACUUUGCAUAUGGAGGCAGUGGAGUUUUCAACACAAUCUUCCCUGUCCCAAACAUUUCUACUCAAAUCAACUUCUUCCAGAAUAUUCUACUGGAAGAAAUGUUGUACUCCAAAUCCGAUAUCAACUCCUCCAUUGCUCUGGUAUCUCUAGCAGGCAACGACUACAUUACUUUCCUAACUCAAAUUGGUGGCGAAACCGUGGGGUUUGAGGAACUCUCGAGGUCAGUGAUUAAUCAACUAAUGAAGAAUUUAAAGCAAAUUAGCGACUUGGGUUUGCAGAGAAUUAUGGUUAUAGCAAUCGAGCCUCUCGGAUGCUUGCCAAGAAUUACCGCUAUAUCUUCCUACAAAAGUUGCAACAAAACUGUCAACACAUUCGCCAAGUUCCAUAACGUGUUGUUGAGGAAAUCAGUGGACAACCUAAAUCGAAAGAGCGGGAGAUUCGAAUUUGUGAUCUUGGAUCUCUACAGAGCAUUCAUGUCAGCGAUCAAGAGAUCGCAACGUCCAGGGAUAUUGAAGCCAUGUUGUGUAGGUGUGAAUAAUGAGUAUUUAUGUGGAAGUGUUGAUGAGAAUGGAGAAAAGAAGUAUUUGGUGUGUAGCAAUCCCGAAUUGUCAAUCUUUUGGGAUGAAGUACACCCUUCACAGAAUGGUUGGCAUUCUAUAUAUUUGUCUCUAUGAUCAGAACUUCGCAGGCUAAGACUCUAAAACCACUUUAUUCUCAAUACAGUGUGUAUAUAAAUAAAUCCUCACUGCCCAAAUGGAAGUGUCCAAAAAUACAAACACCAAACACAAAGAGAGGAGUGGAGGACAAUGGAGAAGAGGGUGUAUCAGUAUGAUGUUGUCACUCUCACGCUAGUUUUUGUCAGCAACAAACCUGCAGCUACGAUGAAUCCUAUAAUUCAUGUAGAAAAAUAACUAUAUGAUGAUCAUAAAAUAGUGUGCAUAAGUGAUGGUUGUGAUCGCUUGCUUGAUUUUCUUCUCUUGUCUCUUUAUUAAUUAAUUAAUAAGAAAAAUGUGGGGUUUAUGCA
This is a messenger RNA of Tripterygium wilfordii, 1415 nucleotides long. RefSeq names its product GDSL esterase/lipase At5g03610-like. NCBI's taxonomy places the organism in Eukaryota, Viridiplantae, Streptophyta, Magnoliopsida, Celastrales, Celastraceae. Gene Ontology annotation, molecular function: hydrolase activity, acting on ester bonds. Bases 52 to 1065 code for a protein of 337 amino acids. The transcript is spliced from 6 exons. The record is from RefSeq and is a predicted model, not a curated record.